GGCGGCGGGAGCGGGACCGCGGCGGGAGGGUGCCUCAAGGGCAGCAGCGCCCGGGACCUCCAAGCCCGGGUCCCCUGAGCCCCGCCCCGGUGAGGCCCCUGCAGAGGGGUGGGGCCGCUCAGGAUUUUGGGCACUGCCCCAGCGCCCCGUGCCCAUCACAGGUGUGGCGGGGACCCACCUGGUGGGGGCAGCAGCCAUGGCAUCCUUGGGUCAUCACCACGGCAGGCAGAAGGAGGAGGACAAGGUACCAGUGGCAGUGACAGCCACGAUGUCCCUGUGGGGCCACCCUGGUGAGGAGGAGGAGGUGGCAGCGGCCAUGAUGUCCCCGGGUUGCCAGCACGGUGGGGAAAAGGACGAGGCAGUGGCACUGAUGGCGGUGGCAGCCACAGCGUCCUCAGGGGACGCUGGUGAGGUGACCAUUGCAGCAACGUCUCCACGGUGUCACCCCAGUGAGGAGCAGGAGGAGGAAGACGUGGCGGUGACGGCGGCAGUUACGUCCCUGAGGUGUCACCCCAGUGAGGAGCAGGAAGAGGUGACAGCAGCAGAGGCCACACUGGCCCCAGACAGGCGGCACAGCACAGAUGAGGACACGGCGGCAGUGACAGUAGUGACGCCCCCAGAGUGUCACCCCAGUGAGGAGCAGGAAGAGAUGACAGAAGCAGUGACGUCCUCGGAGUGUCCCCCUGUUGGAGUUGAAGAGGAGGUGACAGUGGGGGUGACAUCGUUGGGGCGUCACCCCAGUGAGGAGGAGGAGGUGGGAGCGGUGACAUCCCCAGGAUGUCCCCCCACUGGGGAUGAGGAGGAGGAGGUGACAGCAGCAGUGACAUCCCUGGGGUGUUCCCCUGUUGGGGAUGAGGAGGAGGAGGAGGAAACGCAGGCCGUGACGUCCCCAGGGUGUGUCCCUGCUGGGGACGAGGAGGAGGAGGUGACAGCAGCAGUGACAGCGGCAGUGGCCACAUCAGCCCUGGGUGGGCGGCGCGGGGCGGACGAGGAUGUGGCAGCUGCGGGCUGGCGGGCGCGGCGCAAACACGUGUUCGUGCUCAGCGAGGCCGGGAAGCCCAUCUACUCCCGGCACGGCAACGAGGAGGCGCUGGCAGCCACCAUGGGUGUCAUGAUGGCCCUUGUGUCCUUCAUCCAGAGCGGCGGCAAUGCCAUCCGCGCCAUCUGCUCUGAGGACCGUACGCUGGUGUUCGAGCAGCGGGGGCCGCUGCUGCUGGUGUCGGUGUCUCGCACGCGGCAGUCGGCGGCGCAGCUGCGGCGGGAGCUGGCGUUCGUGCAUGAGCAGAUCCUGUCGCUGCUGACGCGCGGGGGCAUCGCCCGCGUCUUCGCGCGGCGCCGCGGCUUUGACCUGCGCCGGCUGCUGGCAGGCGCCGAGGCCGUGCUGGACCGGCUGCUCGGCGGGGCUGCGGCGGACGGGCGGCUGCUCCUGGGGGCCGCGCGCUGCCUGCCCCUGCCCGGGGGGCUGCGCCGGGCCGUGUCCGGGGCCCUGCGCCGUGCCGCCGCCGCCGCCCGCCCCGCGCCCGCCCUGGCCGUGCUGGCAGCCCACGGGCGCCUGGUGACGGCGGCACGGCAGCGGGCGCUGGCCGAGGGCGGGCGGCUCUGUGCCAGCGACCUGCACCUGCUCCUCAACCUGCUGGGCGGCGGGGCGGGUGCGGGCGAGGUGUGGACCCCCGUGUGCCUGCCCCGCUUCAACCCCGACGGCUACUUCUACGCGUACGCAGCGCGGCUGGGCGAGGAGGAGGAGGAGGGCGUGACGCUGAUCCUGCUGUCCACGGAGCGCGAGGGCUUCUACGCGGCGGCCGCGUGCCGGCGGCAGCUGGAGGACACGCUGCGGGUGCAGGGCUGGCUGGCGGAGCUCGGCGCGGCCGUGCAGGGGGGCGCGGGGUACGGCCCCUCCCGCGCCGGCGCCCCCGAGCUCCGGCACUUCCUCUACAAGCCCUUGGAGGGGCCCGAGGAGAUGCAGCAACUGCCGCAGUUCACCAGCCCCGAGCUGGAGGAGCCCUACACCAGCGAGGAGGAGCAGCACCGGCUCUUCGACCUGUACCACUACCUACACAGCCGCGUGCACAGCCCCCAGCGGCCCCUGCGCCUGCUCUACCACGUGGCCGAGAAGGAAACGCUCCUGGCCUGGGUGACCAGCAAAUUCGAGCUGUACAGCUGCUUCAGCCCACUGGUGACGAAGGCAGGAGCCAUCGCGGUGCUGACCAAGCUGCUGCGCUGGCUCAAGAAGGAGGAGGACUGGCUGUUCAUCCGCUACCCGGCGCCGUUCUGCGCUGCGCCCGCGCGCCCCGAGGGGGCCGAGCCCGAGGGCUGACAAUAAACACUGAGACCAC
Messenger RNA from Chiroxiphia lanceolata (lance-tailed manakin), 2333 nucleotides. RefSeq names its product MON1 homolog B, secretory trafficking associated (gene MON1B). NCBI's taxonomy places the organism in Eukaryota, Metazoa, Chordata, Aves, Passeriformes, Pipridae. Gene Ontology annotation, biological process: vesicle-mediated transport; protein targeting to vacuole. The record is from RefSeq and is a predicted model, not a curated record. The coding region runs from base 197 to 2314 and encodes 705 amino acids. The transcript has 5 exons.